Molecule: messenger RNA, 585 nt
Organism: Fusarium coffeatum
Lineage: Eukaryota; Fungi; Ascomycota; Sordariomycetes; Hypocreales; Nectriaceae
Exons: 1
Coding region: 1-585 (194 amino acids)
Source: RefSeq, a predicted model, not a curated record
AUGUCUUCACUGGGUUUUAUGACUAUGUUGAACAGCAUGCGCAAUGCCAACAUCAAAGUAACCAUCAACUCUGAAACAUAUGACAAGAAAGCCAUCUACCUGACAGAUGCUCGUCGCACCGGCAUAAUGCUUCGCGAUUCACGUCUCACUCUUCGCGAUCAUUCUGCCCUGACCCGCUUCGUCGUCGAAGCUGUUGGCGACAACCAAUUCAUCCUGCAAGUUCCUGCUAUGCAGAACGAUAACUGCUACGUUUUUACUGCCAAUAAGGGAGCAUUUUACGCCAAGGCUUCUCGCGAUAAGGCGCAGAGAUUCCAGUUUGAAAUUACUGAGCUUGGGAUAGAGCUAUUUUUGGAGGGCGAUCGACCUGUUGUGUUUGACGACUAUAACGAUGUUUCGAUUGGAAAGUUUGAGAAGGGGAGAUCGAACAUCCCGAUUUUGAUUCAUGAGGAUAUUUCGACCAUCUGGUUGACGCCUGCGCAAACGCAAACUACACAGGCAAGCUGGAACGUGCCGAUGUCUCAGGUUCAGCAAAUGGCGGGGGGUUCAAACAAGGACGGCUAUUUUCCUUACGGCCGGAUUCAAUAG